Stomoxys calcitrans (stable fly) is the source of this 3278-nucleotide messenger RNA. Its product is annotated as protein phosphatase 1L. The transcript has 7 exons. NCBI's taxonomy places the organism in Eukaryota, Metazoa, Arthropoda, Insecta, Diptera, Muscidae. The coding region runs from base 988 to 2568 and encodes 526 amino acids. The record is from RefSeq and is a predicted model, not a curated record. Gene Ontology annotation, molecular function: cation binding; protein serine/threonine phosphatase activity. Gene Ontology annotation, biological process: protein dephosphorylation.
AUGGCAUGGAUCGUCUUGAUGUGUUUAUCUAACUGCAAGUGUUCAUUCUAUUUGCUGUCACUCGCCAACUCACUUGUGUUAGUGACGGCUUCGGCAGCGGCGGCGGUGGUCUCGUUAACAAACAAAAGAAAAAUUAUUUAUUUUUGUCCGUUAUAUUCUAUUAAAUGCUGACUGAAUGAGAAAUUUUUGUGGGUUUCUCUUUGGUUAUGCGGCGAAGUGUUUUGUUUGGUUUUCAAUGUUUUCACAAAACCAUGCUAGAAUCGCGCUCACAUCUUACCAAACAGUUUUUCAGUUGAUUUCGGAAAAUCGUCUAAAAAAUAAACCAAAAGUGGCGUGCGCCAAAUAAUAUCAAACAAAGACAAAAAAACAGUACAGAAAAGAAAAUAAUAAAACAAAAAAUGAAAAUGUAAGAAAAAAAAAACAAAAAUAAAUAAUUAAAAUAAUAAAUAUUGUGUUUAUUAAAAACGUAAGAUUCGCGAAAUUUUCACCAUGAACUAGUACGCAGACUAAACCUAAUUGGAAUCGUCCCGUCCACUUCCUCCCUGCCAUGAUAUCUAUGAUUCGUAAUGAUAAUGGAAAUGUGUUGAGUCAAUAAUUAGUAGAGCCAUAUAGUCAUCCCCAAAAAGGAAAGCACCUGGAUAGAUAGCAAAAGAAAACCAAUUUGUUGUCUUUGCUAGAAAGGUAUAGAAUUUCGAAAACCAAUUACCUAGCUAGUGUAGUGAGUGAACAAUUCAGUGAGUGAGUGAUUGAUUGGCGAAACGUCAUAAUGAGACUAGCAAUGCUAUCUAAAUUGUCUUCGUCUUUGUCAUCUACACAAUCAUCAUUAGCAGACCAACCAAGUAUUAUAAACAAAACUUCAAAUUCCAAAUAAUUUAAGUGCAAUUGUUGUUGUUUUUGUUGUUACUAUUAUCGAACAAUACCCAAAACAAAAGGUUUGACAUUUGUUGUCGUUUUGGCUUCGGUGGUUCUUCAAAGGGCAAUACCACAAUGGAUGUUCAACCGCAUCAUCAACACCACUAUCACAUUUCCUUCCGUCGAUCCUUAAAACGUUCGAUUAGCUUUAAUGCAGCUGUGGACACAUGGUCUCGCGGUCUGCUGGGUCGCAUACAGGCCACUCUAAGUGGUCGACAAAAAUCCAACCGCCUCAAACUAUUGGAAUCUUCCGGCCAAGGUGAUCAUCAAUCAUGGGAGGCAAUACGCAGCCAGAGUUCAGCAUUUGCGAUAUUGGGACGUAGACCUCGCAUGGAAGAUCGAUUCAUUUUGGAGGAGAACAUAAAUAAUAAUACGGGCAUUUCAUUUUUUGCCAUUUUCGAUGGACAUGGCGGUGAAUUCGCUGCCGAUUUCGCCAAAGAUAUUUUGGUUAAGAACAUUUACAAUAAGGUCAUUGAGACGACAAAAUUACUGAAUGCCCAGAAAUUGGAACAGAAACAUUUGUCGGCUGCAAAUGCUGCCGAUGUUGAUAAAGACUAUGCGGAAUACGAUGCCAGUCCAUAUUUGAAACGAAAAGCCAGUCGUAAAGAUGGUGGUGAUAAUAAGGAAAAUGAACCUUUUCUUCGACGUCGUGACAGUUUACGAAAAACAACGAGUGUAAAUGAUGACUGCACCAGUCGCAAAUCUACCAAUGAUAAAAAGGAUUCUUCAGAUGUUUUUACCCAGCAACUGAACUCUCUGCUACGUGGUGUGGGCGGUGGUUCCAGUGCGAAGAAUAGCUUUUUCAAUAACAAUAACAAAGACUCAAAUGGCAAUGGUGAAGAUGCAGAGCCGCCACAGCAGUUCGAUGCCAGCUGUUAUUUGGAAAAUGGCAAAAUAAAUUUUGGCAAACUGAUAACAGACGAAGUGCUGGCAGCCGAUCACAAACUAGUGGAGGCCGCUAAGAAAACGACCAACAUAGCCGGUACUACAGCUUUAAUUGCCAUUGUCCAUGGCAGCCGUUUAAUUGUGGCAAAUGUAGGUGACUCUCGUGGAGUAAUGUGUAAUGCUAGAGGCAUAGCCAUACCACUGUCAUUUGAUCAUAAGCCUCAACAGGUUAGAGAACGUAAACGCAUACAUGAUGCCGGCGGUUUUAUUGCAUUCAGAGGAGUAUGGCGCGUAGCUGGUAUUUUGGCCACUUCACGAGCUUUGGGUGAUUACCCAUUAAAAGACAAAAAUCUAGUCAUAGCAAAUCCAGAUAUUCUAACUUUCGAUUUAAAUGACCAUAAACCCUCGUUUCUCAUCUUGGCUUCGGAUGGUUUAUGGGACACAUUCACCAAUGAGGAGGCCUGCUCAUACAUUAAGGACCAUCUACAUGAACCAGAUUACGGAGCUAAGUCAUUGGCAAUGCAAUCUUAUCAACGCGGUUCAGUGGACAAUAUUACUGUGCUUGUGAUAGCCUUUAAGAAUGGCAUAUAUCGUAUAGGAGGUUCGGUAACACAAAACAUUGCAUCGUCAUCAUCAGAAGCAGCAGCAGCUGCUGCUGCAGCGGCAUCAUCGUCGGCAGCGAAUAACAACCUUAAGGAUAAUUCAAAAUCGGCGGCAUCUCUUAUUGCCAGCACCAAUCUGAAUCGUUCAAAUAGUGGUCGAGCUAAAUAGAACUCAUCGAUGGAUGUACUGUUAAAAAGUCUCUUGGCUGGUCAAGUCAUGGCAUUCUUGAGAAGAGCUCACAGAAACAGCUUUAUGUUUUUUUUUUCUUAUUCUGUAUAUAAUAAAAAAAAUACAUAUAAAAAAUCAACAAAAUGAGAAAAGUGCCCAAAGAAAAAUUAAGAGAAAAAUCAAAUAUUUUUUGUAAACGCUGAGCAUUUUUUUUUUAAAUUAAUUUUUGUUUUACAAAAAAUUCAUUGUAUUUUUUCUUAUAUAUUUUAAAUUAGAAACUCUCUCUAUCUCGCUUUGUUAUACAUUAUGCUCAUGUAUGUAUGUAUUUAUGUAUAUGUCAGCAGUUGUAUAUCUCGAAAUCAAACCCGCCUGAUUAUCAUGGGAACAUUCAAAUUUGACUUGUUUGUUCUUUUCUUAUUUUAAUGUAUUUAAGCUAUUGUUGUUUUUUUUUUUCAUUUUAUUUUAUUAUUUUUCGUAGUUUUAUACAAUUGGCCUAUUUGUAAUUACAAUUAUGUUUAUGAUUUGAAGUCACACAACAAACCCCCUGUUGAUUAAAUAUAUUUUUUAUUUAAAAUUCGUAUACGCAUAAUUUAUUUAUUGAAAACGCAAAAAUAAUUUUAGUUAGAUUUUUGUUUCAGUUUUAAAUUGAUUGCAAACUAUCAAAUAAACGAAAAUAUUCUAUUAAAAUAUUAAUAUUAUUACAAAAGAAA